Lodderomyces theae is the source of this 1428-nucleotide messenger RNA. RefSeq names its product rRNA-processing protein (gene LAS1). NCBI's taxonomy places the organism in Eukaryota, Fungi, Ascomycota, Pichiomycetes, Serinales, Debaryomycetaceae. Gene Ontology annotation, biological process: maturation of LSU-rRNA; maturation of 5.8S rRNA. Gene Ontology annotation, cellular component: Las1 complex; preribosome, large subunit precursor. The transcript has a single exon. Gene Ontology annotation, molecular function: endonuclease activity. The record is from RefSeq and is a predicted model, not a curated record. The coding region runs from base 1 to 1428 and encodes 475 amino acids.
AUGAAGGAAACCCCAGUCGUAACAGCAUAUAGGUCACACGAGGACCUCAUUGAAUUGAAAAAAUGGUUCUAUGAGUUUGAUGGUACCUGUGACAACCGCAAACGAGCCAUCGAAAGAGUUAAAGUACUUCUUACAAGAGGUAGAUUACCUCAUGGCAUUGAAGCAACUUCCAUCUUGACUUCGGUGAUUUUGAAUGACGAUGACAAGGAUUUUGACACCGAUACGAAUGUGACCCAGCUUUCAUAUACAAUGGCAUUGAUAAGAUUUGUGAAUGGACUAUUGGAUCCAUUUCAACAAUCAAACUAUGCUAUACCUAUGCAAUUGCUAGCCAAGCAGUUGAAUCUACCGACUUUUUUUGUUGAAUUGAGACACAUGGGGACACACGAGAACCUACCCAGCUUGGACAUAUUGCGGAUUGCAACCAAGGAUGCAUUGACGUGGCUAUAUGAUAAUUACUGGAGUCAACUAGACAGCGAAUGUGAAGGUGACAAAGACGUGAACCCCGAGGCAGACGUUUAUUACGAAGCUGUGAAUUUCCGAUACAACCAUUAUCAAGAGUUGAUUAAUGGGUUUUCAGUGUAUGAGAAUCUUAGAACCUUCAAAAGAAUACGAAAAGAUCAGCUCGAUACUCCAUUAUUCGCAGACAAUAAUGAUUCAAAUCGAACAACUUUGAGAAAAUGUGUGAACGAUUUAGUUGAACUUGGUACGGUUAAUCCUCAGCUACUAGCGAAAUUGCUCAUCAGAAAGUUUUACUUGAUAUACCCGCAGCAGAAACUCGAAAGUAAAGGGAUCACGUACAAUCCACUACUCGAAAAGCUUUAUAAGCCUCUACUUGAAAAACUUAGUGACGAGUUACUUCUUCUGUUAUUUAUAGAAUCAUCGAACGUGUUACAGCAAAAAGGCAUAGAUGAGAUCGAUCGUCGUGUGUACAAGAAAUUGGGCUUGGCGACGGCUUUGCUGGAAAUAGAGGUAUCACAGUUAAUUGAGUGGUUGCCCUUCAUAACCAAAUCGCUUCUAUGGCGACCACUUCCUGUGAAAAAACUCCCCCAAAUUGAGCUCACCAGCAAAAUGGAUCUCAUUAAGUUUGUUUGUGACAAUUUAGAGUCAAUCUGCAAAAAUGACGAUUUGUUGUUGGUAAAAAUGUUGCUGGUGGUGAAGGAGUCGUUCACUAAUGCUGAUUCAGACUUGAUGCGUGAGAUUAGCGUCAAGCUCGACAAGGCGGCACAGAGAGCGAACAGGAAAGCUUUAGAGCUACCUCCUUCCUUGGACGAGAUACUAGCAGAAGAUGGGGGAAAGAGAAAACUGGAAGAUGUGGCCACAAGUUCAACCAAGAAAAAGUCAAAAAAUGCUGGCUAUAAGAGCGAAACAGUGUAUCUUAUGGAGCCCCACGAGAACUGGACUCCAACACCUUUUGGAACGACAGUCUAA